Molecule: messenger RNA, 1068 nt
Organism: Prunus avium (sweet cherry)
Lineage: Eukaryota; Viridiplantae; Streptophyta; Magnoliopsida; Rosales; Rosaceae
Gene: INP1
Product: transcription factor
Biological process (GO): DNA-templated transcription
Molecular function (GO): sequence-specific DNA binding
Source: RefSeq, a predicted model, not a curated record
UCCACAAACUCCACCUCAUCACCAAACUUCCCAAAAUCAAAAUCAUCAUCCUCUUCCUUUCUUCUUCCUUACAAGAACACCACAAGAACCCAAAAACAGAAUCAAACAAAAAAACCCAAGAAUUCCCACCAAGAAUCUGAAAAACCCAUCUCCAAAGAUGCUCAAAGCAGUAGGUCUCUUUGGCCGGAAGAAGACAACUCGUCAAUUCAAAGACUUCUACGCAGAAUGGUUCAACACCCUCAAGAACACGCUCCUCCCUUCUCUCCGAAGCUCAAUGUCCGAGUCAGACUCGUCCCUGACUCGGCUCUCGACUCAGAUGGAAGCCCUCCACCUCCACUUCCAGUCCUACUACGACGCCCUCGACCUUGCCGCCCAGAACGACGUUGCUCAGCUCCUCUGCCCCACCUGGCGCAACCCUCUCGAGAAGCCCUUCCUCUUCCUCGGCGACUUCCACCCCUACCUCUUCACCAACCUCCUCCGCUCCUUCCUCACCCAAAACGACACCGACUCCGACAACGAAAACGACGGCGACAGCAUGGUCGUUCAUUGCGCCAGAGACAGAGGAGACAGGGACUCCUUCGACCGGCCUUGGCACAUCGCGACAGCGUGGAGGAGCCCGUCGUACAAUUUGAUGGAGAGGGUCGAGCAGGUGGAGCGCGGGCUGCGGCUGAUGGUGCCGGCGCUUGCGGGGCGUGCGAGGGACGCGCAGGUCGGUUUCUUGGAGCACGUGGCGAGGAAUUGGGCUUUUGGGACCCACAAGCCCGCGGUGGAGGAUGCGAUGGCGGAGCAGAAUGAGGAGAUGGUGGGGGUUUUUGUGGAUGCCAAUAGGUUGAGGAAGAGUGUUCUUGUGGAGAUUAUGGGCGCAACUAACGUUUACCAGGGUGCUCUGUUUCUUGAAGGGUUGGCCCAAUUUCUUGUUGGGUUCAGAGACCCUGAGCUGCUUGCUCAGUUUGAGCUCUGCAAGACGCCUCUCAGCAAGCAGAGUCGGUUGGGGAUUUGAUUGGGUUUUCUACAAUGUUCUUGCAUAUCUUGGCGCCUUUGGAGUAAUUCAAGUUUUGGUUUUGUGAA